Molecule: messenger RNA, 2811 nt
Organism: Drosophila rhopaloa
Lineage: Eukaryota; Metazoa; Arthropoda; Insecta; Diptera; Drosophilidae
Gene: Cyp317a1
Product: probable cytochrome P450 317a1
Exons: 1
Coding region: 320-1885 (521 amino acids)
Molecular function (GO): iron ion binding; oxidoreductase activity, acting on paired donors, with incorporation or reduction of molecular oxygen; heme binding
Source: RefSeq, a predicted model, not a curated record
UCGCACCUGUGGAGUGGGGAGCGAGUAUCGUAAAUAGUUACUUUUCUCCGUUGUACUCUCAGUCGAAUCGCGCGCUUCGGUAAUGAACGUAACCCACCGAGAACCCAGUCGAGAACGCUCCGGAGCGAUGAUGCAUUAGAUCAUAUAGUUCGUGACACAACCUGGCGGUUGAGAGCGGGAUCGCAAUAUAUAGUAUAUAGCUAGGCAGUGAGAGUGAAAAGGUGGCAAGAUAGCGGGCGGUCAGGAAGUGGAGCUCCACCCCCACCCCCUACAGUGAUUUCGAUACAUGUGAUUCAGAACAAACAGAACAGAGUUCAAAAUGCAAAACAUGUGGAUCAUUUUCCUGAUCAUCGGGCUAUUAGUGCUCGGGCUGCUGGUUCUGCUAAUUAUAGCGGCCCGGUAUCAACGCGAUUAUUGGCGCUAUCUGAACAUUCCGCACGAGAGACCGAAAAAGCUAUGGCCUAUCUUUAGGCAAAUAAUGACGCAGACAUUAAGUACGGAGGCAAUGAAAGCGAAUCAUUACACGGCCAUAUACCAAAAGUUCAAGGGCAGCGGUCCGUUUUGCGGAUUCUACGCUCUGCUGCAGCCGCGGGCCUUAAUCCUCGAUCGGGAGCUGAUCAGACAGAUAAUGAUCAAGGACUUUUGGAACUUUAACGAUCGUGGUCUAUACUGCAAUCAGAAGUCGGAUCCGCUUUCGGGAGAUCUCUACGCGUUGCGAGGAGAGAGCUGGAAGGAGAUGCGCCAGAAAUUGGAUCCCAGUUUGGAAGGGGAUCGCAUGUCCUGGCUAUAUGGCUGUCUCUAUGGGGAGGCGGCAGAGCUCCUCCUUAAUGUUAAUUCCACCCUAAUGAGUCAACCGCAUUCCACGGUACACAUCCAGAAGAUCAUGAGGCGUUAUGUCCUCUCUGCCCUGGCCAAGUGUGUUUUUGGCUUGGAUGCCCAGCAGAGGUUAACAUAUCCAUUGGAGGACUUUGAGCAGAUGACGGAAAUGGCCUUGAAUAGCCAUAAACAUGGCUACCUAAUGAACCUGAUGAUGAUACGGUUUCCGAACUUUUGUCGAAUGCUACGAAUGCGACGCACUCCCAAACCGGCGGAGGACUAUUUCAUAAAUCUCCUCACAAAAAUAGUGGAACAGCGGGAGACCUCGGGAGUACGUCAGCAGGACUACCUUCAGCUCCUGAUCGAGGUCAAAGCUCUAGAGUUGAUUACCCAUCAGUAUGAAUCCGAUAAGGAGUUGUCUUUUCACCUGCAAAAUGAAUUGACCGCCCAUGCAGUUGUCUUUUUAAAGGCAGGCUAUGAACAAACGGCCAACACUCUCUCAUAUGCACUUUACGAACUUGCCCUACAUCCGGAAUUGCAAACACGAGUUAGAGAGGAGGUCAAGAAGGCCAUUGAGCGGCAUGAGGGGAACAUCAGCUACGAGUGCAUUCAGUCGCUGACUUUUAUGGGCCAGGUGAUCAACGAAACACUGCGAAUGCAUCCCAUAACACCCUACAUCCUGCGACGCACCCUAAAUGAUUACGCAGUUCCGGAUCAUCCCAAGUACAUACUGGUGAAGGAGCUAUUUCUGAUUAUACCCACACAUGCGAUCCACCACGAUCCGGAUAUCUAUCCCGAUCCAGAGGAAUUCAAGCCAGAUCGAUGGAGUGGACCGAGGGAUUCGCUGCAGGAGCAGGGCACCUGGUUCGGAUUCGGAGUGGGUGCUCGCAGCUGCAUUGGAAUACAAUUCGCACAGCUGCAACUGCGACUGGCUUUGGCCCUACUCCUUUCCGAAUACGAAUUCACGUUGAAUUCCAGGAAGCCAUUGGUCGAUCUGGAGGAUGGUAUUGCGCUUACCCUGAUGCCAUUGGGAGUUAUAGAGCCCGGAAAUGAGGAGAGGGCAGUAUAAGCUGGAGGGUUGGGACCACAAGAUCAGAACUGACAUUAGCUAAAUCUCAGGGAAAGUAAAAUCAAGUUACUAGUUUCUUUCAAAGUGUUUUCAUUGCCAUUUUAACGUAAUACUAUUUGGUAUAGCUGACGAAGCCCAUAACAAUGCAUUAAAAAAAAUAUUAAAUUUUAAAAUAAAAUAUAAAAAAGUUUGAUUAAACAUACGAGUUCAGAAAUAAUAUAGCUGUUUCCUCAAAAUAAUUGUAUAAAAGUGAUUUAAUUCAAUUAAAAAGUGAGCGGAUACUGUGCUUAAUAUGGAAAAGUUGUUAAAGCAACUCAUUUGUGUAGGAAAAAUGUGUAGACGAACAAAAAGAUUAAGCUUUUGUCAGUAUCUAAAUUUCUAGCCUUAACUUAAUGACGAAGAAUUUACUCCAUGAACAAAGUCUAGAAAGCAAUAUAAAACUCAGCAUGGCAACUAACCAAAUAAAAUAUAAAACUUAGGUCAGAAAACCUCAUAGUCAGAGUCAACUUAAAGUAAUUAAUAAAAUAGUUAAUAGUUUUAUGCACGUUUUUUAUUUAAGAAUUUAUUUAUUUCGAAAAAACAUUUCUUUUAAAAUAGUUUGUUUAAUUUCUAUUAAAUACACAUUGUCCUCCUAAGGAUGAACUUUUUGAUUUGUUAAAAUAAUUGUCAAUUUGAUUCAUUGUUUUGUUAUUUGUGGUUAGUAUAAAUCGUGUUUUGCAUUGUCGAUUGCUGAUAUGAUUGGUUGGGUUGUCGGCUACUUUCGGAUCAGUAGCUCAGGCCUGUGCAGUACUUGAUUGCAAGAGUGUCAGAUAUAUUAUUAAGAGUCUGUUGCUUUCGUUGAUUAAUCAAAAUCGAAAUUAGAGUUACAUUACACAUUAGUACUAAAAUUAGAUUUACAAAUAAAUAAAACGUUUACGACAAACGAA